CAGGCAGGCAUUCAUCCCCGUCCAAAUUCCACCAAAAUCCGAACGAGUCCAAGAAUCAAACAAAAUAAAACGCGGCCUGACAGACACCACCUCGUCCUCGCCGCCUCCUUCCUCCUCCUCCUCCUCCUCCUCCUGCCGCGGGCGGCCUGCUUCACGCCGCCCCUCCUCUGCUCCCUUCCACCCGCCUCCCGCUUCUUCUAGAGUUCCCCCUUCCGCUCCUAUAUCCCCAGCAGGCGCGCGCGGGAAGAACCCUAGCUAGAGCGCGGCGCGGACUCUCCCUUCCCCUCCCCCCGCCGCCGCCGCCGCGAUCGCCGGAUACCGAGAUUUUGUAACAGGGAUGGCGCGGAAUGGAGAGAGCAAUCUCAAACAACCGCUUCUCCGAGCCGCUGAUGGGCCCGCCAGCGCUUCUCCUCACGGGAAGUCUCCACGGAAGGAGAGGAAGACGAGGAAGGUCAUGUUCAAUGUCCGGGGCAUCUCGUGCGCUUCCUGUGCAGUGUCGAUUGAGACGGUGGUGGCAGGAUUGAAGGGGGUUGAGAGCGUCCAGGUCUCAGUCCUUCAGGGCCAGGCUGUUGUUCAGUACAGCCCGGAGGAGACCGAUGCAAAAACCAUAAAAGAAGCUAUUGAAGAUAUCAACUUUGAGGUCGAUGAACUCCAAGAACAAGAAAUUGCUGUAUGCAGACUCCGGAUAAAAGGAAUGGCAUGCACAAGCUGUUCUGAAUCUAUUGAACGGGCACUUCUGAUGGUACCUGGAGUGAAGAAAGCUGUAGUGGGGCUUGCCCUGGAAGAAGCCAAGGUGCACUUUGAUCCAAAUAUAACCAGUCGUGAUCUUAUAAUUGAGGCUAUUGAGGACGCUGGAUUUGGGGCUGAUCUCAUCAGUUCUGGGGAUGAUGUGAACAAAAUGCACCUUCAGCUUGAGGGUGUGAGUUCUCCAGAAGACACCAAACUCAUUCAGUCGGUACUGGAAACUGUAGAGGGAGUGAAUAAUGUUGAAUGGGACACAGUGGGCCAAACAAUUAAAGUUGCAUAUGACCCUGAUAUCACUGGUCCACGGUUACUUAUUCAGCGGAUUCAGGAAGCUGCGCAGCCCCCCAAAUGCUAUAAUGCCAGCUUGUACUCACCACCAAAGCAAAGAGAAGUAGAACGCCGUCAUGAAAUUUUGAAUUACAGGAACCAAUUUCUUUGGAGUUGCCUCUUUUCUAUUCCUGUAUUCCUGUUCUCGAUGGUUCUGCCAAUGCUUCCUCCUUUUGGGGAUUGGCUGGUUUAUAGAAUCUGCAACAACAUGACGAUUGGUAUGCUACUGCGGUGGUUGCUAUGUUCUCCAGUUCAGUUCAUUAUUGGUUGGAGAUUUUACGUUGGAGCUUAUCAUGCAUUGAAACGAGGAUACUCUAACAUGGACGUGCUGGUCGCUUUGGGAACAAAUGCUGCAUACUUCUAUUCCGUGUAUAUAAUUUUGAAGGCACUAACAUCAGACUCGUUUGAAGGACAAGAUUUGUUUGAAACUAGUUCUAUGUUGGUGUCUUUUAUAUUGCUCGGAAAAUACCUUGAGGUGGUGGCAAAGGGGAAGACAUCAGAUGCUUUGUCAAAGUUGACAGAACUUGCACCAGAAACAGCUGUACUUGUCACGUUGGACAAGGAUGGGAAUGCCAUUUCAGAAAUGGAGAUCAGCACCCAGUUACUUCAAAGAAAUGAUGUUAUUAAGAUUGUCCCUGGUGAAAAAGUCCCUGUUGAUGGUGUGGUCAUCAAAGGCCAAAGCCAUGUUAAUGAAAGUAUGAUAACUGGGGAAGCAAGACCCAUAGCGAAAAAACCUGGAGACAAGGUUAUUGGUGGUACUGUAAAUGAUAAUGGUUGCAUAAUUGUUAAGGCUACUCAUGUUGGGUCGGAAACGGCUCUGUCGCAGAUAGUUCAGCUAGUUGAAGCAGCUCAAUUGGCAAGAGCUCCAGUGCAGAGGUUGGCAGACAAGAUUUCACGUUUUUUCGUUCCAACUGUUGUGGUGGCUGCAUUUCUUACAUGGCUUGGUUGGUUCAUACCUGGGCAACUUCACCUCUACCCCCAGGAAUGGAUUCCAAAGGCAAUGGAUAGCUUUGAGCUUGCUCUGCAAUUUGGAAUAUCUGUACUGGUCGUUGCAUGCCCGUGCGCUCUGGGAUUAGCUACACCAACUGCUGUUAUGGUUGCCACUGGAAAAGGUGCAUCUCAAGGUGUUCUUAUUAAGGGUGGCAAUGCACUUGAGAAAGCUCACAAGGUUAAAACUAUCAUAUUUGAUAAAACUGGAACCCUGACUCUCGGCAAACCUUCUGUCGUUCAAACAAAGAUCUUCUCGAAGAUACCACUUCUAGAAUUGUGUGAUUUGACUGCUAGUGCAGAGGCAAACAGUGAGCAUCCCCUAUCAAAGGCUAUUGUUGAGUACACAAAGAAGCUCAGAGAACAAUAUGGAUCUCACAGUGAUAACAUGAUUGAAUCCAAGGAUUUUGAGGUGCAUCCAGGGGCAGGGGUCAGUGCGAAUGUCGAAGGCAAGCUGGUUUUGGUUGGUAACAAAAGGCUCAUGCAAGAAUUUGAAGCUCCCAUGAGCUCCGAAGUGGAGGAAUACAUGUCUGAAAUGGAAGACCUUGCUAGGACCUGUGUGCUUGUUGCUAUUGAUAGGAUUAUCUGCGGAGCUCUUGCUGUGUCGGAUCCUCUUAAGCCUGAGGCAGGCCGUGUCAUUUCAUAUCUCAGCUCAAUGGGCAUCACGAGUAUCAUGGUGACAGGCGACAAUUGGGCUACAGCUAAAUCCAUAGCAAAGGAAGUCGGGAUCAACACUGUAUUUGCUGAGAUCGAUCCAGUUGGAAAAGCUGAGAAGAUCAAGGACUUGCAGAUGCAAGGACUGACUGUAGCAAUGGUUGGCGAUGGGGUAAACGACUCGCCAGCCCUGGCCGCAGCAGAUGUAGGCAUGGCCAUCGGUGCUGGCACAGACGUCGCCAUCGAGGCCGCCGACAUCGUCCUGAUGAAGAGCAGCCUGGAGGAUGUGAUCACCGCCAUUGACCUCUCGCGGAAGACACUCUCGAGGAUCCGAAUCAACUAUGUCUGGGCCCUGGGCUACAACGUCCUGGGUAUGCCGAUAGCUGCCGGUGUCCUAUUCCCUUUCACUGGCAUCCGGCUUCCCCCCUGGCUUGCUGGGGCAUGCAUGGCAGCCUCGUCAGUGAGUGUCGUCUGCUCGUCGCUGCUGCUCCAGCUCUACAAGAAGCCAUUGCACAUCGAGGCCACGCCGAGGCCAGCAGGACCCGCUGAUGGCGGCUCCAAUCUGGUCUGACUGAAGAUGGCGCCCGUUCCUUCCACCGUCUCGCUGUGCUACUAACGGAACUAUUGCUGUCGCCGUCGUUGGUAGGGUACAGCUUUUGCUGGUAUGCACCAAGCCAUGAACUGACGAACUGCUGCUGAUUGCAAACACCCUGUUUGGUGUGGCCAUCCUGAUUGAUUCGUGUGCAUAAGCAAUUUUUAGCAACUUUUGUCUUUAUUUUUGUUUGUAGUGCUGGAUUUUGUGAUUUUGUUUGAAUAAUAAUCCGGGAGGCUUAACUGUUAGCUAUUCGCAGAUGAAUAUGCAUGAAAUGGUACUCUUUAGGAUUUC
Brachypodium distachyon (stiff brome) is the source of this 3598-nucleotide messenger RNA. RefSeq names its product copper-transporting ATPase HMA4. The coding region runs from base 338 to 3283 and encodes 981 amino acids. The record is from RefSeq and is a predicted model, not a curated record. The transcript is spliced from 9 exons. Gene Ontology annotation, cellular component: membrane. Gene Ontology annotation, molecular function: ATP binding; ATP hydrolysis activity; copper ion binding. NCBI's taxonomy places the organism in Eukaryota, Viridiplantae, Streptophyta, Magnoliopsida, Poales, Poaceae. Gene Ontology annotation, biological process: monoatomic cation transport.